Messenger RNA from Sycon ciliatum, 441 nucleotides. RefSeq lists its product as uncharacterized. Bases 1 to 441 code for a protein of 146 amino acids. The transcript has a single exon. The record is from RefSeq and is a predicted model, not a curated record. NCBI's taxonomy places the organism in Eukaryota, Metazoa, Porifera, Calcarea, Leucosolenida, Sycettidae.
AUGCCUGAUCUUCUAUGUGGAUCAAAUGCAUUCUCGACAUCUCUGGCAGCCAGGCACUGUCAUCGACUACAGGUUCUGCAAAACCGUGGUGCCCGUGUAGUGUUCGGACGCCCGCCAUGGACAUCCGCACAUGACCUACUGGAGCGCCUCUCACUGUAUCGGGUUGCUGAAGUACACAAGCAGAAGCUGGCAUUCCUUGCAUGGCGCUGCCGUUACGGCCAAGCAAGUCCUGAGCUUCAGGUUCUCUUGCUGCCAGCUUGUGGCCGGUCCACGCGCCUGGACUCUGGCAUGGGUCUCUGCCUGCCACCCGCCCGCAGCAAAUCUGGAAAGGGGACAUUCGCCUUCCAGGGUGCGCUAUGCUGGAACAACCUGCCUAGCAGUAUUCGCUCCAUCUCCGUUCCUCGUCAGUUCCGUGCUGCAGCAGUCCCGUUUCUUCUAUGA